UAUGGAGAAUAGCAAUAAAAUUGUUCCACCGCAUCUCAAUGCAGAAGUUUACAGAACAGACACUACCGGUACCACCACAGUCUCUUAUUUAGAUUAUAUUCUUAUUCAGAAAGAUAGCAGUGUGCUUAUAGGUUGCUCAGAGUUAACUGGACGUUACUGGAACGGGGGUGCUAGCGUUUACACAGACAUUCAAGAUGCCCUGAAAUGUCACAAUGGUACAAAAAGUAGUAUAUAUUUGACAAGUGGUACUGCAGAUGGAUGUUUUAUCGGUAAUUCUAGUAAGGUAUUAUUAUGUGAAGACAGCGGUGCAGUGAGUAUAUGGUCAACUACAUGUGAUGCAUGGAAACUCUGGAAUGAAGAUAUAUCUGCAGCUGAACAUGAUGAUGCUGCAUUGGCUGUUGGGUGUUUAGUUCCAGAAAAAGAAUAUAUAACAGUAGGAGGUGAUGGAAAUGUAAAGAUAUGGGAUAUAAAUGAAAUGAUAUGUAUGACAAAUUAUAACGCUGCUCACAGCAGAGCCAUAUACAGUGUGUCAGUGAAGUCCAAUUCCAACACUAUUUUUGCAACUGGUUCAUUAGACGAAUUUAUAACUUUGUGGGAUCAAAAUGUUUCCAAACCAGUCCUGGAUUUAGUACAAAAUAACUGUGGCAUCCGUUGCUUACAAUGGAUAGAUGAAAAUAGACUAGUAUUUGGCGAUGAGGCUGGGGUGUUAAGUUUAGUAGAUGCUAGAAAUCCUCAAGAAGUUACAAAAUUAACAGAAUUUCCCGCUGCUGUUCAUAAGUUGGUUGCUCAUAGAGAAUCUCAUAAAAUGGGAGUAUGUUGUGAUAAUAAUAUAGUAUCAGUGUGUUCAGUAAGUGAAGAUUGUAUAGCUAAUGUUGUGUACCAUGACAGGCACAUGCACAAGAAUUAUGUAAGAGGAAUGGCAUGGGAUAUUAAGGAAGACAAUGUAUUACACACAUUAGGAUGGGAUGGAACAAUACAAACACACAAUAUAGUAUGGGAAUAAUAGCACCUUUUUGGGGAAUAUAUAUUUUCAUAGUAAUAAAUGAAGUAUCCCACCAUUCUAUUUGUUUCAAUCAU
Messenger RNA from Achroia grisella, 1077 nucleotides. RefSeq names its product methylosome protein WDR77-like. Bases 2 to 1003 code for a protein of 333 amino acids. The record is from RefSeq and is a predicted model, not a curated record. Gene Ontology annotation, biological process: oocyte axis specification. Gene Ontology annotation, cellular component: methylosome. The transcript is spliced from 6 exons. Gene Ontology annotation, molecular function: protein binding. NCBI's taxonomy places the organism in Eukaryota, Metazoa, Arthropoda, Insecta, Lepidoptera, Pyralidae.